Molecule: messenger RNA, 1629 nt
Organism: Neolamprologus brichardi
Lineage: Eukaryota; Metazoa; Chordata; Actinopteri; Cichliformes; Cichlidae
Source: RefSeq, a predicted model, not a curated record
AUGCCUUAUCAUGAUGAGGAGUACCCCGGUCAGCCUCUGUGGCAGUCUGUGCUGCUUUUCUGCUGCAAGGGCAUGAUCGAGGGCAUCAUGGUCAUUCUGUUCUUCUGGCUUCUGGUUCAGGUCCUGUUCUCCAAACAGUUAGAAGUUCAUCUCCAGAUUCUUCUUCUGGUUGGGCUGAUCACCUUUUGUCUGUGUUUGGUCCUGGGAUGCUUUCUGUGCUUGUGGAAAAGUAAAGUUUCUCGAGUGAAAGACAAAGCUCCUGCGACAUCAGCACCAGCUCCUGCUGAACCUGUGUCCUUUGCUCAGACCUCACCUUCUCCCUCAGCAGCAGCAACAGCAUCAGCAUCCAAGCAGCAGUUUGAUGAGCUGGAUGAAGAAGUGCUGGAGUACCCGUCCACUUUUAGCAGCGCUGCUACUUCAGAGGGUGAAUUUGGCUCUCUGGCAUUUUCAAAUCAAACUUCCUGUGAACAAAAGGAGCCUCCAAAGUCUUAUUUUUCCCUGCGCCGCCUCAGCACGCCUCUGCUUUCAUCACCCCUUUAUAAACCAUUAGACCAGAGUCAUAGCUCGCUGCCUUCCUUUCCAAAACUGGGACUACUGGCCAAAACACGUAAGGCCCUGCAGCGACGCUGCACUGUAACUGGGGAACACAUAUCUUAUAAUGAGCACACUAGACUCACCAGACCCAGUGCUGGCUCUCCUUCUACAAAAGAAAAACCUAUCCCAUUGGCCCCACUAAGCUAUGGCUCCAGUGCAAGCUGCCAACAUCCAAUAUCACCAAAACCCUGCCUCCACUUCACUAUGGCCUUCUCUCCAGAGCAGCAAACCCUGACAGUCACUGUCCUCAGCCUCAGUGGGACGCCUCACAGGCUGGAAGAUGUGUCUGUGCAGGGGAGCCUACCACCUCUCUGCCCCUUUCCUAUGCAAGCCGCUGUGCAGAGCAGCUCCAGCUCUGAAGCCCACAGCCUGGUGCUAAUUUUUAAGGUGAGCUCUGUGGAGGAGCUCCAAAGGUGUGUACUGAAGGUAGCUGUGAAUGCACGAGAACCAGCAAGCCCCAGACGCAGUUCUCUGGGUGAACUGGAAGCUGAGUGUGCAGGAAGAGACUGGACACCACAGACGCCACUUCACUUAACAAAAGAACUCAAUCGAAGCAAUCUGACCUCUCAGGAUGCACUGAUGUGUAAGGGGCUUAGCUGUCCUCCACAGAUCUUCAUUUAGCUUCAUUAUCAACUGUCGCACUCUGUUAAAGUCACGGUCCUCAGAGCUGAUAAUCUAGACAGCCUUGUUUCUACAUCAGCAGACUACCAGGUGAUCAAUCUGCACCAUGAGGGAGUUUUGAUGAGUAGCAGAGAGACUAAAGCAGGGUCCUGUAUUGUGUGGAACACUUCUUUCCUGUUUGACCUGCCUCCAGGAGACAUCAGUCAGCUGCCCCUCGUGCUUGAAUUUGUAAUAAACCAGAAUGCAGUCCUUUCAGAAGCCAGAGUUGUUGGCCGAGUCUUCGUUGGAGCAGAGGCUGCUGAUGCAGGACGUGCUCAUUGGAGAGACAUGUGCAGCCAGCAUGUGGAGCAGGCACGAUGGCACACUAUGUGGAGCAGGCACGAUGGCACACUAUUCAACCUGAAACCGCAAUAG